Molecule: messenger RNA, 843 nt
Organism: Zonotrichia leucophrys gambelii
Lineage: Eukaryota; Metazoa; Chordata; Aves; Passeriformes; Passerellidae
Product: olfactory receptor 14J1-like
Exons: 3
Biological process (GO): G protein-coupled receptor signaling pathway
Cellular component (GO): membrane
Molecular function (GO): odorant binding; olfactory receptor activity; G protein-coupled receptor activity
Source: RefSeq, a predicted model, not a curated record
AUGCAGGCUCAUGUCUAUGGUAUGAUCAAGGACCUGAUCAGAGAGGAGAGGAGGGAGAUGAAGGAGGAGUGGUCCAAGUACAAGUAUGGGAAGGCCUGGCAGAUUGACUAUAUCACACUGCCCCAGACAUGCCAGGGCAAGCGCUACAUGCUGACCACGGUGGAAGCCACCACUGGAUGCCUGGAGACCCACCCUGUGCCUCAUACCACUGUCCAGAACACCAUCCUGGGCCUGGAAAAGCAAAUCCUGUGGAGACAUGCAGAGUAUUUCCUCCUGACUGUCAUGUGCUAUGACCGCUACGUGUCCAUCUGCAAACCCCUGCACUAUGGGACCCUCCUAGGCAGCAGAGCUUGUGCCCACAUGGCAGCAGCUGCCUGGGCCUGUGCCUUUCUCAAUGCUCUCCUGCACACGGUCAAUACAUUUUCCCUGCGCCUGUGCCAUGGCAAUGCCCUGGGCCAGUUCUUCUGUGAAGUUCCCCAGAUCCUCAAACUGUCCUGCUCCAAAUCCUAUGUCAGGGAACUUGGGCUUCUUGCUGUUAGUGUCUGUUUAGCAUUUGGCUGCUUUGUGUUCAUUGUUUUCUCCUAUGUGCAGAUCUUCAGGGCAGUGCUGAGGAUCCGCUCUGAGCGGGGACGGCACAAAGCCUCUUCCACCUGCCUCCCUCACCUGGUCGUGGUCUCUCUGUUCCUCAGCACUUCAGUGUUUGCUCACCUGAAGCCCCCCUCCAUUUCUUCCCCAUCCCUGGAUCUGUCAGUGUCAGUUCUGUACUCAGUGGUGUCUCCAACCCUGAACCCCCUCAUCUAUAGCCUGAGGAACCAGAAGCUCAAGGCUGCAGUGUCGAGACUG